GUUCGAAAGUGGUCCGAUAUCGAAAUUAACGCGCGUAUAUAACCAUACGAACGUACAACAGAAAAUCAGAAAAUCGUAUCGAGCAAAAAUCGUAGAUCCACGCUAACUGAGCAAGGUUGAUUGUUAAGUAGGCUGCGUUGUAAAUUUAAAAAAAAAUCCAAAGAUGUCUGGUCGUGAAGGCGGUAAGAAGAAGCCAUUGAAGGCACCGAAGAAAGAGUCCAAAGAUCUCACCGAUGAGGACAAAGAAUUUAAGGCAAAAUUACAAGCUGAGAAAAAAGCAAUGGAUGCAUUGAAACAAAAAGCAUCACAAAAAGGUCCAUUGACUGGUGGUGGCAUCAAAAAAUCUGGCAAAAAAUGAGAACAAAGAACAUCAACUAUAACACUUACACCAUAUAAAUUAAAAUUCAAUCCGGACCAACAUUUCACACAUAAAUUCCGACUAAAUUCACAUUUGUUUUAUAAUCCGAUGCUGUAAAUCAAAUGAUGUACACGAACACAAUUUUGAUUUUAAAAACACUGCAUUUAUUGAAAACGGAAUUUUUCAAAAAAUAAAAAGUACAAUUUGUAAAAUAAGAAAAGAA
Molecule: messenger RNA, 581 nt
Organism: Contarinia nasturtii (swede midge)
Lineage: Eukaryota; Metazoa; Arthropoda; Insecta; Diptera; Cecidomyiidae
Product: translation machinery-associated protein 7 homolog
Exons: 3
Coding region: 164-358 (64 amino acids)
Source: RefSeq, a predicted model, not a curated record